UCUUUCCUCUUCCCUUCCCUUUCCUUUCUUUCUUUCUCUUCCAAAUCUAAAACCCCUUUCACUCUCUCCCCCAGUUUCUUCUUGCUUUCUUUCUUAUUUAAAUACACACAAAUUUCAUACAAUCCAAUUCAAUUCAUCGGUGAUUUCUCAAGAAUGGACUCCAUCUCAAACGGGAAUUCGCUGCCGCCGUUUCUUAGCAAAAUCUACGACCUGGUGGAGGACUCCUCCACAGAUGACAUCGUUUCGUGGAGUAGUAGUAAUAACAGUUUCAUUGUUUGGAAAGUCGCUGAGUUUUCGAGGGACCUCUUGCCGAAGUAUUUCAAGCACAGUAACUUCUCCAGCUUCGUCCGCCAGCUUAAUACUUAUGGUUUUAGGAAGGUUGACCCAGAUCGGUAUGAAUUUGCAAAUGAGGGCUUUUUAAGAGGCCAGAAGCAUCUCUUGAAGAAUAUUAGUCGGCGAAAAUCAGCUCAAGGUCAUGGUCAACAACCAGCUCAACUUCAGAGCUCCACAGUUGGGGCAUGUGUUGAAGUAGGGAAAUAUGGGCUUGAGGAAGAGGUUGAAAUCCUUAAGCAGGACAAGAAUAUUCUUAUGCAGGAACUUGUUAGGUUGAGGCAGCAGCAGCAAGCUACGGAUCGUCAGUUGCAAACUGUGGGGCAGCGUGUACAGGUGAUGGAGCAGCGUCAGCAACAAAUGAUGUCUUUUCUCGCAAAGGCCAUGCACAGCCCAGGCUUCUUAAGCCAGCUUGUACAGCAGCAGAAUGACAGCAACAGGCGCAUUUCUGGUGGCAACAAAAAGAGGAGACUGCCUAGACAGGAUGAAGAAAAUGUGGCUGGUGCAUAUAAUGCUCCUAAUGGACAAAUUAUCAAGUUCCAGCCUUCAAUGAAUGAGGCAGCCAAAGCCAUGCUGCACCAGAUCUCGAAGAUGAAUGCAUCUUCUAGGCUUGAACCAUCCAUGAGCAACCUUGGGUCUUUCCUGAUUGAUAAUGUUGCUUCUGCUAAUACUUUGGACAGUAGGAGCUCCUCUAGUCAAAUAUCAGGAGUAACACUUGCUGAGGUUCCACCCACUUCUGGGCAGUCUUAUAUGUCAGCUGAGUCAAGAUUUCCUGUCAGUUGCCCAUCUUCUGCCAUGUCUGAGAUAAAAGGUCCCCCUUGUGUGGCAACAGAUCGUGUCAAGGUGGAUAAAAUUCGAGAAAUGAAUGUGCACAGUGCUAGGGAAGAUGCAACUUUGCGUAACUCUCAAUUACCAGGAAUUGUACCAGAAAGCACUAUUGGAAUCCCUGAUGUGAAUUUUGUAAUGUGCGAGAAUGGGAGUGCAGAAAAUAUGGAUCCAAUUGCAGCUGUUUUGGAUGGUUCAAUGCCUGUAGAAGCUGAUGUCUUUUCCCCUGAUCAAGAUGGAGACAUUUUGCCAGAUGGGAUCUCUAAGCUUCCAGGUAUUGAUGAUGUCUUUUGGGAACAAUUUCUUACAGCAAGCCCACUAACAGGAGACACGGAUGAGAUUAAUUCAAGCUCAUUGGAAGCUGGCAUGACCAAUGAGCGAGAACUACAGUCGGGGCAGGAGAAUGGAUGGGAUAAGAUUCAACAUUUGAAUCAUCUUACUGAGCAGAUGGGUCUUCUUGCAUCCGAGGGUAGAAGGCUCUGAUGUCUUACGAAAUGUAUAUAUGUGCUUCAAGCUGUUCUGAGAGGUUGAUAUUCUCCACCGUGGGCAUUGAAAGCUUUUUUCGAAAGAGAGAUGUCCUUGAAGUUUAUGAAACACUUUUUUGCCCUUAUUAUAUGUUCUUAAUAAGUUACUUUGUGAGUCCUGGUCUGGGACACUUAAAUAACAUAUGCGUAUGAUAUAUAAUGGGGUCUACAUACAUUGUCGUCUGCUGUAUAUAUAUUUUCUCAUGAGGGGGAUGGUUGUUGAUGGACCUGAGGAUAAAAGAAUUAUGCUUAACAUGCGUAUUUUGCUAAAGUGUUUGGAUGUGGCUUAAACCAUAGCUGUGGCAGAGAAAACAUGUUAUUGAGAACAGAAAUUAGGAUCGAUUAUAAGAGAAAAAAUUAGGAUCAUACUUAGUUUCAACCAAGAUGUCAGGAGUUUAAGGUUGUAGGUAGGCUAUUUGUGCCCUGUGCAGAACUCGGUGAACUCAAAAGAAAGGUCCGGGGAUUUAUAGGUUUUGUAGAGUGUAAAAUGAAAUGAAUUUUUCAGAGGAGCAACACAUGAAUAUUUGUUUCAGUUGAAGGUGGGCAUAGAAUAUAGUGUUUCCUGCCUUAAGGUCUUUAACCUGUAAGAAGCUUGUUUCAGGGACAACGGUGGAAGAUUAUAUGGAUCAUAACCUGUGUUAGAUAAUUGGCAUGGAGUUACCUACAAAGAAGCACUGCCAUAGUAAGGUGUAGAUAGUAUGAAAAGGAAUUUUGAAAGUGAGCUAAUACCUAAAAAUGGAGAAACAGGACUGCCCCGGUACAUAGAUUGAGACCUUGUUCUGAACUUAGGAUUGGAAAAUGAAAAGUACUCAAUUCCCUUCUAAUUGUUUGGAAAUGUGGCGUUGAGUUUCAAGUUGUGAAGGUGAAAGAUCAAUGGUUCACCUUUCUUACUCUCCUAGGGAUAACCUAUUUGGCAUAUUUUGUCCCUAACAUCUCCAGAUCGAAUGUUUUAAGGCUAUGAGAAUUCUUAGUGUAGAACUUUGUGACAACUGCCAAAAAUUUCUUUCGAAAAAGACUUGUGCUUAGUAGAGGCAAGUUGGUUGAGUGAUGUAUGAAUCUUGGUGGCAACAAAUAUACUUUAUUUUGUUUGUU
Molecule: messenger RNA, 2771 nt
Organism: Pistacia vera
Lineage: Eukaryota; Viridiplantae; Streptophyta; Magnoliopsida; Sapindales; Anacardiaceae
Product: heat stress transcription factor A-1e-like
Exons: 3
Coding region: 154-1638 (494 amino acids)
Biological process (GO): regulation of transcription by RNA polymerase II
Cellular component (GO): nucleus
Molecular function (GO): DNA-binding transcription factor activity; RNA polymerase II cis-regulatory region sequence-specific DNA binding
Source: RefSeq, a predicted model, not a curated record